Letharia columbiana is the source of this 750-nucleotide messenger RNA. RefSeq lists its product as uncharacterized. The record is from RefSeq and is a predicted model, not a curated record. Lineage: Eukaryota; Fungi; Ascomycota; Lecanoromycetes; Lecanorales; Parmeliaceae. Gene Ontology annotation, molecular function: misfolded protein binding; ubiquitin-specific protease binding. The coding region runs from base 1 to 750 and encodes 249 amino acids. Gene Ontology annotation, cellular component: Hrd1p ubiquitin ligase ERAD-L complex; endoplasmic reticulum membrane. Gene Ontology annotation, biological process: endoplasmic reticulum unfolded protein response. The transcript is spliced from 3 exons.
AUGGACAUGGAUAACAUGCUCGGUGGGGGCGGGGGAGGAGGAGCGAUAGGACAAUUCCCGUUGGAGCAAUGGUUCUAUGAGAUGCCGGCCUGUACGCGGUACUGGACUACAGCUACAAUAAUCACAUCAGUGCUCGUUCAGUGUCAUGUCAUUACGCCAUUCCAACUCUUUUACAGCUUCAGGGCUGUAUUUGUGAAGAACCAGUACUGGCGACUAAUAACGACCUUCCUCUACUUCGGCCCCCUCUCGCUCGACCUCCUCUUCCACGUCUUCUUCCUUCAGCGCUACUCCCGCCUCCUCGAAGAGUCAUCAGGUCGCUCUCCCGCUCAAUUUUCAUGGCUGCUCGUCUACGCCACCACGCUCCUGCUAGCCCUUUCUCCUAUGCUUAGCAUACCUUUCCUAGGAUCCGCCUUAUCGAGUUCUUUGGUGUACAUAUGGAGUAGAAGGAAUCCGGAGACGAGAUUGAGCUUUCUAGGGUUGCUGGUGUUCACGGCGCCGUAUCUGCCAUGGGUCUUAAUGGCAUUCAGCUUGGUAUUGCAUGGGACUGUGCCGAAGGAUGAGAUCUGUGGGGUUAUUGUUGGGCACAUUUGGUACUUCUUCAGUGACGUCUAUCCGUCCUUACAUGGCGGCCAACGGCCCCUCGAUGCGCCGCGAUUCUGGAGGAACUUGUUCGAGAGACCGCCAGCUGACACGGGAGCCGCGCCGAUCAAUAAUGAGAUUGCCGCAGCUGCAGCGCCGGAAGUACGGUGA